Closterium sp. NIES-65 is the source of this 1427-nucleotide messenger RNA. The record is from the annotation of a GenBank genome assembly. NCBI's taxonomy places the organism in Eukaryota, Viridiplantae, Streptophyta, Zygnematophyceae, Desmidiales, Closteriaceae.
GUGAAGUAUUGGCACAGUGUGCGGUGGAGAUGGGUGUAAAAGGUUACAAUUGGAGCAACACCACUGCAUGCGGGAUGGAGGUGGGGUUGCUGUGUAACCGAGACGGCUUAGUCAACACCAUUGAUCUUCACAACCACAAUCUCACUGGAAGCAUCUGCUCCGAUAUAGGCAAGCUCACAACACUCACUACGAUCGAUUUGAGUUUCAACGCUCUGAAAGGGUCCAUUCCUGCCAGCAUUGGCCAGCUGUCGCGCCUACAGAGGCUGUCCCUCAGCUACAAUGGGCUCUCAGGAGUGGUUCCCCCGUCCAUCUCUCGCCUCUCUAGGCUCCAGUUUUUCCAGGUGCACGGAAACUCUGUUCAAGGGAAGAUCCUCUCAGCGCUGGCAUUUCUCACCAGAUUAUCUUUCAUUGACAUAUCGCAAAACAGUUUUGGCGGAACCAUCCCCCCGGAGCUUGGAAACCUGACCAGUUUGCAAAGAGUUGCGCUUGCUCACAAUCUCCUUACCGGCGCCCUCCCAACAACUCUCUCCUCCCUCGGAAGGCUCUCUCACCUCGAUUUCACCAACAACACAUUGAAAGGACCCAUCCCCACUUCCUUUGCCAACCUCACCAACCUGUACAUGCUGUCUUUUCAGCAAAAUCGAUUCACAGGGGAGAUUCCAUAUGAGCUGGGAAAUCUUACCAAGCUCACACUCCUAAGCUUCGACUACAAUGAUCUCUCGGGCACUGUGCCUCCAACGCUUGGCAGCCUCGUCCGUCUAACUAGCCUAGCGGUGCUGUUUGUUCCACUCCACAGCAGCCGGACACUCCUACUGCCUGCAUCCCCAUCCCUCACCCCCUCCCUCCCCCCCCUCCCUUCCUCACUCCCUCCCCCCCUCCCUUCCCCACUCCCUUCCCCCCUUCCCCCCCCCCCACUCCCUCUCCCACUCCCUCCCCCACUCCCUCUCCCACUCCCUCCCCCACUCCCUCCCCCACCCAGUGAGGUGCUGAAGAAGAGUGGGGCCGAAUGCCCCACAGGAGCUGGACAGUCCUGCGUGGUCAAGCAGAGCCUCUCCUCCCAGUUCUGCUACCAGUGCAGCGAAUUCUGCCCCUCCUGCAUCCCCAUCGCUGAGCCCACCCCUCCCUCUCCUCCUCCUCCUCCUCCUCCUCACUCCUCCGGCCUGUCUGUUGGUGCUAUUCUUACUCCCUCGCCUCCUCCCUCGCCUCCUCCUUCCUCACCUCCUCCUCCCUCACCUCCUCCUCCCUCGCCUCCUCCUCCUCCCUCCUCUGCCGUGUCUGUGGGAGCUAUCGCUGGGAUUGCUCGGGGAGGUGUCCUGGCUGCUGCUCUCCUUGUUGUUGGCGUUUUCUUUCUCUGCAAACGAAAGUCCAAAGAAGGUGAAGUGGUAGGCUGUGGUGCGGUGCGGUGUGGUGAGUUGUCGCAGGGAUGA